Molecule: messenger RNA, 2100 nt
Organism: Paraglomus brasilianum
Lineage: Eukaryota; Fungi; Glomeromycota; Glomeromycetes; Paraglomerales; Paraglomeraceae
Source: the annotation of a GenBank genome assembly
AUGGAUGUAGAUAUACCUCGCAAAAACUUCGAAUUUGCUAAUAACAUUACUGAAGUCGAUCCAACACAAGACUGGAUUUAUCGAUAUGAUAGUCAAGAACAGACUCGAGCACGGACGGAGAAGUCAUGGACCAAAGACCCUCAUUAUUUUAAUAAAGUCAAGAUGUCGGCGGUGGCUCUCAUAAAAAUGGUUAUGCAUGCUAGGUCAGGAGGAAAUAUCGAAGUCAUGGGACUAAUGCAGGGCAAAAUUGAUGGCAGCACUAUUAUAAUUAUGGAUGCAUUUGCGUUGCCCGUUGAGGGGACAGAGACAAGAGUCAACGCAGCAGAUGAAGCUAAUGAAUACAUGGUUACAUAUCAGACUACCAUUGAGCAGGCUGGCAGGCUCGAGAAUAUUGUUGGGUGGUAUCAUAGUCAUCCUGGUUAUGGGUGUUGGUUGUCUGGUAUCGAUGUGACCACGCAAAUGUCCAAUCAACAGUACCAAGAUCCAUGGGUUGCUGUCGUUAUUGAUCCCAAUCGUACGAUAGCGGCUGGAAAAGUAGAAAUAGGAGCAUUUAGAACAUACCCAGAGGGUUACAAAGCACCGGAUGAAGGCCCAUCUGAGUAUCAGACAAUUCCGCUCAGUAAAAUUGAAGAUUUUGGAGUUCACUGUAAACAAUACUAUCAAUUGGAGAUUUCAUACUUUAAAUCAACACUUGACACUCACUUACUUGAGCUGUUAUGGAACAAAUACUGGGUCAAUACUUUAUCGCAGUCACCACUCAUAGCAAAUCGUGGGUAUGCUGCUCGUCAAAUCUCAGAUUUGGCCGAGAAAUUAGAACAAACAGAAUCACAAAUUCAACAAAGCGGUCGUAUUGCUGGAUUUGUAACUGGCGGCCUCGGGGGUGGAAAUCGCAUAAGUGCAUCAUCUCCAACAGCAUCUUCAUCUACAGCUAACGUGUCGGCAUCAGCCGGGCCAAGUGGGUCAUCCAGCACAGCUGGUAAUGUUGGGGACAAGAAGAAAGUCGAAGAGGGACCGUUAAGCAAAGUUACGAGAGAUAGUGUUCCAAGUAACCAUGCGCUUCCCUCCAAAAAGUACCUUGGUAUACUCCAUUUCCAAUUACUCUUUGAACUCAUUUGUCUCGAGAUAAUGGCAGCAACCGCCAGACCUGCAAAGGUAAACUCCGUUGAAGGAGUUUCGUCUUCUUAUUACGUCGGUAAAAUGGGAAGAAAUAAAGAUAGUCUAACCAUAGGGAAACAAGCUAUUGUUUGUCAGGAUACGGAAUUGAGAGGAGAAAUAUUUGUUGGUGCAGGUACGGUAUUAAAUCCACAAUGUAAAAUAUUGGCCGAAUCAGGUCCAAUACGUAUUGGAGCGAACAAUAUAAUCGAGGAGAAGGUCAUAAUAGUAAACAAGUCAACAAAGCCAUUGACAAUCGGUGACGACAAUGUGUUUGAAGUCGGAUGCUAUAUAGAAGGGACUAAGAUUGGAAAUAAAAAUGUUAUAGAAGCCAAAGCUAGCGUUCUGGGAACGACAACUGUGGGAGAUAACUGUGUAAUUGGGGCUGUUUGUUCUACAAGGACAGAUGAGGUCAUUCCCGACAACACUGUCAUAUAUGGAGAUAUGCAUAACCGAAGAAUUCAAACUGUUAACACAAAUCAAACAAAUCUACACACACGCCAUCUAGACUAUCUCCGUGAAACACUUCCUAAAUUCAAUCAUAUUAAGGGCGGUAAUGAGAGCAAAUCGGCCGGUAAAGAAUCUCGUGACAAACUGGCCAGUAAAGAAUCUCGUGACAAACCUCGAAGCAGAGAACAUCGGGACAAGGAACAUCGGGACAAGGAACAUCAACAUCGGGACAAGGAACAUCGGGAGCUUCGGGACAGGUCAGACAAUCGGGACAAGGAACAUCGGGAGCUUCGGGACAAGGAACAUCGGGAGCUUCGGGACAGGUCAGACAAUCGGGACAGGUCUCACGAUAGAGAAUCUCGUGAAAGAUCUCGCGAUAGGGAGGCUCGAGAGGCUCGAGACAAGGAUUCACACGAAAAAGAACCCCGCGAAAAAGAUAAAAAAGAAAUCCGCGAUAGGGAACCUGCUAAGAAAGUUGGUAUAACCAAAGAGACGUAG